UAAAUGCAGUGCAGGACAGCACAGCAGCACCCAUCUCAAACACAGUCAGCUUUCCUCGCACUAUUUCAGCACCACUCCUGGAAUCUUAUCAUGGAUGUGCCUAUCCAGUAUUCCUGGUACCGCCGUGGCUUCCCAUAUCGAUUCUCUGACCUGUCCUUGGCAGAACCUCUCACUGAUUGGCCACUGGUGUGGCCCUUCCCCUGGUCCUUCCCCUGGAUGCGCCCUCUGUUUAUGCGUUGGUUUAACUGGCCAGACAAUGGACACAGUGAGAUGCGAGUGGAGAAGGAUCGCUACGUCAUUUAUCUGGAUGUGAAGCAUUUUUCACCCGAUGAGCUGUCUGUCAAUGUCAGUGACGAGUUCAUCACAAUCCACGGCAAACAUGAAGAAAGACAGGAUGACCACGGCUAUGUAUCGAGAGAGUUUCUGAGGAAGUACAGGCUUCCUGCCGGUGUGUCAAGUGCUGAUGUGAAAUCCAGCCUGUCGUCUGAUGGCGUGCUGACAAUCACAGCACCACGGGCAUCUCCUGGUCCAGAGCGCACUAUUCCUAUUUCCUGUGAAGACGGUACACAGAAGCAAAAAAUGUAGGGCGGAGUCUUCAGACUCUGUCGUACAACUAACCCCAAAUUUUGCCUGUGUUAUAUUUAACCUCUUACUUUUUGUCAGCAACUUUAGGUACAAAAAUAGACAAGAAUGUCUAAAGGUGCAGGUGGAUUUUAGUGGAACAGAAUCUAACUCAUAGGUCACUCUUUUUCUAAUGUGGUCACAGUAGUUUUCUAAAAAAAAAAUUGUUAAAAUGCUGAGCCACAUAAUAGUGAUCGGAGGUAUAUGGAUGUAAAGAGCACUAUUUCCACAUCAUAAACUUAUUCCAUUAGGCAAUUGGAUGUUAAAUAAAACACCCUGAACUCAUGUUGCAACUGGUUUGCAACAUCAGGUUAAGCAAUUACAAAUGUGAUGAAUAAACUUUCACACAUGGGAUGAUAAAAAUCUGAAUUUGUCAAUCUAAUCUACAGCACAUAAAGUUAGUGGCUACAAGUAAGAUGCCAAAUGUGUUCUGUUCAAUCUCAUGCUGGUUUCUGUACGUGUGAGGAGGAGGUUCUCCGGAGGAAUAAACAAUGAUUUUUGUUUAUUCACAAAAAGCAACCAAAGAAUUUGGGACCAGGUUUGUUCUACACAGAGAGGUAGAAAGAGGGUGACUGAGCUAAAUGGAAAGGAGCAGAAGAAUUGAGAAAGUAAUGUUUUGAGUCAGAAAGAUUUGGAUAUUGGGCUUCUUUUCCACAAGGGAGCAUCACCUCGGAGCUGCUAAGGAUUGUGUCUGUGAAUGUAUGUGAGAGUAAGUGCAUUUUACUUGUAGAUGCAAAAAAAUCCAAUUUUGUGAUGUCGGCAAGAACACUUUGGCGUAUUAACACAG
Molecule: messenger RNA, 1408 nt
Organism: Salarias fasciatus (jewelled blenny)
Lineage: Eukaryota; Metazoa; Chordata; Actinopteri; Blenniiformes; Blenniidae
Product: alpha-crystallin A chain
Exons: 3
Coding region: 4-585 (193 amino acids)
Biological process (GO): response to heat; protein refolding; negative regulation of apoptotic process
Cellular component (GO): nucleus; cytoplasm
Source: RefSeq, a predicted model, not a curated record